AUGCGACUUUUCAGGAAACUCCUGGCAUCUAAACAGCCGGGCUUGACCACUUCCUCUCUAAGUACCAAUGAGGCUGCUUCACAUGUUGAACCCGCGGUCUUUGCAGCGUCCCUUCCAGCCAAUGGCGGUGACUCGCUGGUCGUACUCGCGUCGAUUCCGUACGCAGAUCAACAGCAGUUCACCUCCGUUCCUCCUGAUGAGGAGAAUGCUUCAUUUUCUCCUCUCCACGUGUAUCGUGUCGAGGAUAUUUUGAACAGAACAGGGUCGAGUGCGAAUCCUUCGUCCACGCCCCUCAGCGCUUCAUCGUCCUCGCUGCGUGCGGAAAGCGUGGCGGCAAAGGCAGGGAAUCCCUCCCCGAUGGAGCCCGCUAGCAGCGGCUGCAACGAUGAAAAGCGAGAGGAUAGACUGUGCUUCUCUUUUCUUUCCGUCGAGGAGAAUCUCAAAUAUCAAGUUAUUAGCAGAGAUGUCCGUAGAGCGGUUGGGCUUGACAAGGUCCUCCUGUACCAGGAUACAUCAUUUUCCCGCGCCGAGGGAGAGGGCAUGCAGCUGGAGACAACUCCUUCUUCAGGGUUCCCGCCUGACGAAGUGGCGAGCGAGAGCGAGUGUGAGGAGACUCUAGUAAGCGCAGGGGAAAGUCAUACAAGUUCUUUGCCGAGUUGCGACGAUUCAAUCUUUGCAGCCUCAAGUCGCGAUGCGGCGCGAGCGGGCGUGCCAGCUCCAUGUAAUGGGGCGGCUCUGGCCUCUGCGAAGACGGGAACGGCGACACCAGUCUCGUUUUUGAAGACAGCUCAUUCUCUCGGAAGUCAACUGUCCAAGGGGGGAAGGACCACUCACUGUCGCAGACAUGACACUCGAAAGGGAAACGGACACGGAGACGAGACGCAGGGGGGCCGCGUCAUCAAGGGUGUCGGCCGAGGCGCGACAGCGUGCGUGUUCGCUUCCUACAGAAGCCUUGUUGUGGGCGUAAGCUGGCUAGGCGCGAAACCGGCAGUUCGGGCUGCAUAUCUUUCCCAAUUCACACGCCUGAUAGAUUUGAAGAUUUUCUUCUGUCCCUUCGCUGAUCCGGCCUCUGAAUCAUGCCCGACGUGCUGGAGAGAUCUCUUGAUGUUGCUCCAGAACAAUCAGAAUUCGUUGCAACGUCUUUCCGUCGUCAGCCUUCCGUACGCUGCAGAGCUGCUGUUGAAACCUCAACGAACAUGCGGGAGCACACGCUCUCCCUGUGUCUCUUCUCCAUCGUCUUCUCACGAUGGUGUUACCAACGCUCCUGGGGGCUUGCGCGGGACGAUGGGUACUCGAAGUCACCGUCUUCCUCCCGCACCGGACCGCGAGCGUGGUCAGGAUGAAUCAUCUUCAAAAGCUGAUCGCGAAGCAGAAACAGUUUCUUGGGAUACGAGUGUCCGUGGUCUCGAGACUGGCGGGCUUAGCGACGGUCUCACUGGCUUUUCUUUUGGUCCCUACUCGUCAGGUGCCGGUGUGUACCUUUUUGAGCUCCGAGAGUUCUCGAUUGUUGGAUCCGCAGCUUCCUGCCUGGUGACGCUCGACGCCAUGCAGACGUUUCUGCCUCAUUCCCUCGAAAGUUUUUCUUUGCACGGGAACCUUCCACGUACUCUACCAUGCCCUCUUUUCAGCGUCAGCAGGGAUGGGGAGCGAGAAUCGACCAGGGUGACGCCUGGACGUGCAUGCGCGUCUUCAGCGGCGUUUCUCAAGGGUCUGGGUCUACACGGAGUACUACAGAGACUUUUUGGGUGGCGAAGGCCCGAAGGCAUGCACAUCGAACGGGCGGUCGGGACCGCCGGGAGUGCGGCGCAUACGAGGAGCAAUUUGGAGGGUGCUGGUUCUGCCGGACCUUCAUGGCGGCUGGAAGCGAACCGUGAGAUAUUAUUACGCAGUGUGAUGACGAUGCACAGUCUGAAAGUGUUAGAUAUCCGCCUGCCUCCUGCUCUCGAUCUUUUCUCUGUCCGGCUUGUCCCUUCGCUUGUCCUUCUGAGCACCCGGCUGCGCAAGGUCACCUUGGAUGUUCGACAACUCACAGAACUAGUUGAUUUGGGUAUACUGACGGCUAACACUGUCAUACAGCCCUUUGGGGCGGAAGGCCUGGGUAGGCAGCGAGCGAGUACGUAUCCCGACGACAGUACCGGCAUUCCCAGUGAUAGUGGUCUGCUUCCGGCAGAGGCAAGAGUGCACACUCUUCUUCCCAACCUCAGAGAGGUCACACUCCGAGAGCCCCUGCAUUUAGGGUGGUCUGUUCACGAUGUGGCUAGAUUUGCUGGAAUUCUUUCAGCACUUCCUCAGUGCACAGUAACAGCAUCGUCCCUUGUCCUCCACCAGCAUCCGCUUUUGGGCACCGUUCUUCCUUUUUCUGAUCAUUCGUUUCCAAGUGGCCAAACCCCCUGCGAGCGACGCGAUGGAGACACGCCUUCCGGCGAGUCGUUCCUGCGGCGCUGUGGCGACCUGGGAGGCAGUUCUGACAACGGCGAUGAGGCGGUCGGUGCAGACGGGGCGAUACUCUCUAUUUCAGAGAGUGUGGACGAGUCUGCACGGGAUCGCUCACUAAGGGCAGAGAUGGACAUGUCCCGCGAGAGCGUAGAGACGGACAGCGGAGAAAGACGCAACCCCGAUGGUUCUCUUCAAAAUGGAGAUGGAGAGGACAGGUCGCACCUGGAAGCAGAGUGGGAAGAAGGAGAAACAGGAGAUGGUUUCCUUGUUGGCCGUGCUCAGUAUAGGGCGUUGCUUCAUGAGAUCAUAGAGCAUCUCGCGCCGAACAUAUGCAGUCUUCGCGUUCGGUAUACAUCGUCGACGACGUGCGACCUGCCUUUGUCAUUUGUCUCAUUUCCAGCUCUACAAGAGCUGGUUCUCGACAAUUACCUUCCGGAUGUUCAUCUAGAGAUUGACAGAAUUGUUGUUCCACGGACUCACGUGGUUACUGUAGAUUUGAAUGGCCACCAGCUGGGUUCUACACACCAACGUGAAUUUGAGGAGCUGCGUGAGAAGAACCGGAAUGCUCUCAAGCGUCACGGUGUGCCUCGUCAAGGCUCUUAUCUCCGCCUGUUCCGAGCACUGGAACCGGUAUCGUACUGUUUUAGGGGGCUGGAGGAUGUGCUUUUUCUUCUUGCUCUGAACGAAGAGCUGCUUGCGGAGGUUUCACCUGCACCUGCCUCGCGUUCGAGCCCCGUCCGACCUGGAAGCACCGAGGCUGCAACAGACUGUGGGCCUGCUUGUGCGAAGUUAAUCUCGGGUCGUCCAGGUCUCCUCUGUCUCUCGAUAACUGUCUCUGGAAAGGAUCUGAGAGACAGUGCCCAGAAGUUAUUAGCCGACGCAGAGCGAUACAUGAAGGAGAAUAAGACGUUUAGGGAAGACCCAAGUGACGGGGGCAGCGAGUAUGCUGGCGUCGUCGGAAGCAGUCUAGAAUGUCCAGAGGUGGAACUGGAGGAAGCGCUGACGGGGGGCAGCAGAAGGAGUUCCAGCCAGAAGGAAGAGGAUCCAUUUUACGUCUUAAAUUUACAACAGCUCUUUCCCGCUCAUCCGCACUCCGGGGCCGCGUUGGCAUCACCAGUUUCAGGUGAGGACGAAGAAGUUGAUCAAAAUCCUCAGCCCGCGUCCACUACAUCCGUGGGUUUUCGCGUUAGCCAAUAUACACGGAAUGCCUCAUGGCCUUCGCCGUCGUCGAUGUUCGGAGGAUGUCUGCGUUUCGACGACGUGGAGGCUGCGGCGAUCCCAGUGCCGAGAAGAACUCCGUAUGGUGCCCCACAGGCAAGCUCCGAGACCAAUGCGGUGGAUGCAGAAAACGUUAUUGAUCGGAGGUGGUCGUUAUCCGAGACAGUUCAAUCCGGGCGGAGCUCCCAGCAGGGUAGGGACAGAAGAAGUGUAUUCAGCCGUUUAGCGUCGCGAGUAUUUACGUUUCUGGAAAAAAAUUUGGGAGGUAUCUGCGGGGAAGUCAUUACUACGAUGCCUGCUGCUGGUAAUGAGGGUGGGGUCCUUCUGGCGGUCAGCGUCCUUGCGCUGAUUUUCGGAGACGAUGCAACUGCAUCGGAGGUCCCCAACAUUUCUGCAUGUCUACGGAAUUCGCGAUAUCAAGACCGCCAUCAUUACAGUACACGUCCGCUUCCACAGGCUCUGGAAGGGUUCGUGGCGGAGGAGGCAGUUUCGAGACCAUGCCUAAAGUUUGUGGGUCUCACCAUAGUCGACCUCGACAUGCAAGCGACUAGCGAUGCUAUCACAGAAGAUGUUCUGUUCGCCGCAACGUGUGUCAUCGACGAGAGGUUUGGCAGGAAUUCCGGAAUGGGAAGAGGCUGUGACCCCCUCGUGCCUGCCUCGCAAGGAUCGCAGGUAUCUCUUGAUCAAAGACUGCAUGCAAGCACGAUCCCACUCACACCUACGAAGACGGCAGAACCACCGCUGCGUUCCGAAAGCCAAUGUCCUACCGGUGGACGCGGUCUCCGUGUCUCUAUAGAGCAACCGCUGCGGCCACUUCGUGCGAGGCCUUUCCGGACUGAGCUGUCGAGCUCAGAAUUCGAUGCCAUCGAAUUUGACAGGCAGUUGCACAGUAUCGAUAAGCAGACGGGCUUUGGGGGUAUGGAGCCAACGCCGCGGAACUCGGGAAAGGAAGGUGCAGUAGUGGGCGUGCCCAGGUGUGGCGUCACGGGCUCGUCAGGGAUAGUCGGUGAACCGAUAGAAAUGGCGAAGCGCCGGAACGUGGACAAGUCGCUUCUCGAGGAAGAGACGCCGGGAGAGGACAGUUACAUGACAGCCACGGGCACAUUACUAUGGAAGCCACCCAGGCCUGAUCAGACCGUAUCUUCGCGUGACGGGUGGCAUGCCUAUAAGCCACACAGAAAUGAGCACGAGAAUGCGGCUUUCUGCUGUCCCGUGAUUGGUUGCCAUUUGGAACGCCUACUGGAAGCUUUUCCCACUCUGAUGUCCGUGCAGCUCCGGUAUAGCGGCCAGCAUCCGCUGUACCUGUUAGAUGACCAGGCACUUCGCUCGGCGUUGGAGCCGGCAACCAAAUUCUUGCGGACGCGUUGCGGUGAAGACUAG
Molecule: messenger RNA, 5034 nt
Organism: Besnoitia besnoiti
Lineage: Eukaryota; Apicomplexa; Conoidasida; Eucoccidiorida; Sarcocystidae
Exons: 3
Coding region: 1-5034 (1677 amino acids)
Source: RefSeq, a predicted model, not a curated record